AACAAAGAAGGUUUUUUACAAAUAUUGUUUUGUGACUUGGGCGAAGGCAAUUAGUUGGGUAUUGGGCCAAAAUGUUGAAUCCAAAUUCAUUACAAAAUUUUUAAUGAAUGGGCUCUUCAAUUCAUUUCUACACAAAAAUGCUGAGAAAUCCCAAAACAAUCCCCAACGCUCUCGUGAAGCUCUUUCCAUGGUCCGGCCACCACCACUGUUCAUCUCUUCCACUUCCGGCCCCGACCCAACCACCGGAUGCCGUCAGUCUCUCCAAUCGCAUCCUCCGAGAAGACGCGAAGACCCUACCGUCAACCCUCAACGCCUUCACCCAAUGGACGCCAGAUCUCGUCCAAGCCGUCCUCAAGCGCCUCUGGAACCACGGCCCCAAGGCACUCCAAUUCUUCAACCACCUCGAUCGCCACCCGUCCUACGCCCACUCCGCCGCCGCAUUCGACCACGCUAUAGACAUCGCCGCCCGGAUGCGCGAUUACCGGACUCUCUGGAAGCUCGUGGCUCGGAUGCAGGCCCGGCGACUCGCCCCCGGACCGAAGACGUUCUCUAUCAUCACGGAAAGGUACGUUUCUGCUGGAAAAGCUGAUAAAGCCUUGAAGGUUUUCUUAUCAAUGCAUAAACAUGGCUGCCCCCACGAUUUGAGCUGUUUCAAUUCGUUUCUAGAUGUGCUCUGCAAGUCAAAGCGCCCCGAGAUGGCAUAUAGGCUCAUGAAGAUGCUUAGGGGUAAAUUCAAACCAGAUACUGUCACCUAUAACAUACUUGCAAAUGGGUUUUGCUUGAUCAAACAGACUCCAAAAGCACAAGACAUUUUGAAAGAAAUGAUUCAGAGAGGCUUGAAUCCAACCAUGACAACCUACAAUACAAUGCUCAAGGGGUUUCUUCGAGCAGGCCAGGUUAAGGAAGCUUGGGGAUUCUUCUUGCAAAUGAAGAAGAGGAAGUGUGAGAUUGAUGUUGUUACUUACACCACUAUGGUUCAUGGAUUUGGUGUUGCAGGGGAUGUCGAUAAAGCUCAGAAGGUAUUCAAUGAGAUGGUUGGGAAAGGUGGCGUACUCCCUUCGGUCGCAACUUACAAUGCUUUGAUUCAAGUGCUGUGCAAGAAGGAUUCCAUGGAGAAUGCUGUUUUGGCAUUUGAGGAGAUGUUGAGGAAAGGGUAUGUUCCGAAUACAAUGACUUAUAAUGCAGUGAUUAGGGGUUUGUGUCAUAGGGGAAGAACGGACGAGGCUUUUGGGUAUUUGGAUAGAAUGAGGAAAAGCGAUGAUGGAUGCGAACCCAAUGUUCAGACUUACAAUGUGAUUGUCCGGUAUUACUGCGACGAAGGAGAACUUGAGAAGGCUCUUGAGGUGUUUGAGAAGAUGAACUGUGGGGAAUAUUGUUUGCCUAAUUUGGAUACGUACAACGUAUUGAUCAGCUCUAUGUUUGUGAGGAAGAAAUCAGAUGAUUUGCUUGUGGCUGGCAGGUUGAUUGUGGAAAUGGUUGGGAGAGGGUUUUUGCCAAGACGGUUCACUUUCAACCGGGUUCUAAACGGGCUUUUGCUCACUGGCAAUCAAGACUUUGCCAGAGAGAUUUUAAGGCUGGUCGGCGAACAUGGACGCCUUCCUCGUCAUUUCAAGCUAUGAAUCUAGACCUGAUAAGAAUUGAUCUGGCCUGUUGUAGUUAUGAGAUCCGACCCAGUAAUACUGGGUUUUGAGUAAAGUAUUUGAAAAUUGAAUCUGAAGAUGACUGAACCCAAAAUAACCAGAUCAAAUGGAGGAUUCAAAUUUUACUAGGCAUGUUGUUGGUGUUAUUGAAAUAUAUUAUUGCAGUUAUG
Molecule: messenger RNA, 1810 nt
Organism: Cuscuta campestris
Lineage: Eukaryota; Viridiplantae; Streptophyta; Magnoliopsida; Solanales; Convolvulaceae
Source: the annotation of a GenBank genome assembly